Molecule: messenger RNA, 213 nt
Organism: Brugia pahangi
Lineage: Eukaryota; Metazoa; Nematoda; Chromadorea; Rhabditida; Onchocercidae
Source: the annotation of a GenBank genome assembly
AUGCACGACGUGUUUACACAUGCGUACGCCGUAAAGUUGCAUCACCGAAAAGGACGUUCGUUAAAUUUUCAUAGUGUCCCUGUGAAAUCAGAGAAAUACACGUCCAUAGAAACCGACUGGCCAAUCAAAUUGUGCUUAAUCAUAGAAAGUUCGGGAGUGGGCGGAGCAGGGUGGUUAGUUGGUUGGAUGGUAUUUGGUAUAAAGUGGUGGUGA